Molecule: messenger RNA, 1008 nt
Organism: Schistocerca piceifrons (Central American locust)
Lineage: Eukaryota; Metazoa; Arthropoda; Insecta; Orthoptera; Acrididae
Product: RNA-binding protein 25-like
Exons: 2
Coding region: 1-1008 (335 amino acids)
Source: RefSeq, a predicted model, not a curated record
AUGGAUAAUGAGCAACAGUCAGUAAGUAGUGAUACCGAGUUGGAAAGUGGGACACAAAGUAAUGUUAGUGACGUAGUUCAGGAAGUACAAUGUGAGAAUCUGGGGGCAGAAGGACAAGAAAUGUUGCCAUUGCCACCCAGUGAUUCAGUUGAUAGCGGAAAUACUGUGCCAUCCGCAAGCACUGGACACGGACCAGAGAGUGGUGAGGUGUCAGAAGUGCAAUCAUUAAGAGUUAUGUUCGAGCGCAUGCUCAAUUUCCAAGCUGAAUUUGUACGUGUGCAAGCAGAGCGUGAUAGAGAACGUGAUGCUAAACAAGCAGAACGCGAUAGAGAACGUGAUGCUAAACAAGCAGAACGCGAUAGAGAACGUGAUGCUGAACAAGCAGAGCGUGACCAGAGAUUGGUAGCUGAAUUUGCCAAGCAAGCAGAGCACGAUAGAGAACGUGAUGCUAAACAAGCAGAGCGUGACCGACGCCUGCAUGAGAGGGACUUGCAGUUGAUGCAAACUUUAGAAGUUAUGCAAAGUGAGAUUGUUAGUUUGAAACAAAAAUAUGAAACCAUACCCAAAACGGUGCAAGAAUUAAGCGAAAGAGUAGAUAGUGUUCAAGUGGCUAACGCCAAUAUCGUAGAGGAAAUCAGUGUCCUGACUAAUAGGGUCGAACAACUAGAAAUUGACACAACUCAAGUAAUUGAGAACAAAGUGAUCGAACAAGUGCACAAAGUAGAAAAUGAAGUCAUAAAAGAAAUAGAUCAGAAAGUGCACGCCGCAAUUGAGGCCAGAGAUGUGGGCUCAAGUGCGGAUGUGCAAGAUCUAAAAAGGAUAGUGCACAAAGACAUUCCGCUGUGGCAGCGGAGUGUGGACCGUCGUCUUGCCGAGAUGGAGCUUAGCUUGCGGCAUGACGAGGCACGGGCGUAUGUCACGCCAGCCAGGUCCAACAAUGAUAGGCAUAUAAAUACUGCAGUAAAAAAUUGCGACUGCGAGACAGAACAGGCAACCAAUAUCUGGUAG